Messenger RNA from Phoenix dactylifera (date palm), 1213 nucleotides. Its product is annotated as COP9 signalosome complex subunit 2-like. The record is from RefSeq and is a predicted model, not a curated record. NCBI's taxonomy places the organism in Eukaryota, Viridiplantae, Streptophyta, Magnoliopsida, Arecales, Arecaceae.
UCACGCACGUGUUUGGCAGCGUCUCUCCUCUUCACAGCCUUCAUGGCACCUUUCCGACUCCGGCUCUUCCUCCACCUCUCCGGCCACUCUCUAACACUCUGGCCCCUCUCUCUCUCUCUCUCUCUCUCUCGCUCGCUCGCUCUCGCGUCUCCAAAUCCUGGAAGAACGCCAGAGUUCUGGAUAUCGCUCUUUCCCGAAUCCCUAGCCAAUCAUGGGUUCCGACGCGGACAUGGAGGAUUAUGGGUUCGAGUACUCGGAUGAUGAACCCGAGGAGCAGGACGUCGAUAUAGAGAACCAGUAUUACAACUCUAAAGGUUUAGUAGUAACAGAUCCAGAGGGAGCACUUGCUGGUUUUGCUGAAGUAGUUCACAUGGAACCUGAGCAAGCAGAAUGGGAAUUCAAAGCUCUAAAGCAGACUGUUAAGCUCUACUAUCGACUGGGGGGGUAUAAAGAGAUGAUGGAAGCAUACAGCGUGAUGUUGAUGUACAUCAAAUCAGCUGUUACACGUAACUACAGUGAAAAAUGCAUAAACAACAUAAUGGAUUUUGUUUCUGGCUCAGCAAGCCAGAAUUUGAGUCUUCUACAGGAGUUCUAUCAGACUACAUUGAAGGCUCUUGAAGAGAGAUUAUGGUUUAAGAUGAAUCUGAAACUUUGCAAGAUUUGGUUUGAUAUGGGUGAAUAUGGAUGGAUGAGCAUGUUAUUGAAAGAACUUCACAAAUCUUGUCAAAAAGAGGAUGGCACUGAUGAUCAGAAGAAAGGAACUCAGCUUCUGGAAGUCUAUGCUAUUGAGAUUCAGAUGUACACUGAAACAAAAAACAAUGAAAAACUCAAGGUGUUGCCACUAAGAUCUGGCCCGACCCAGGUGUAGAACUAACGGGAUUGUUGGAGAGUUUGUGGUACAUCUCCGAGGCAAGGGUGGAGAUGGUUGUGUUCAAAUGGUGGCUCUAACUUCAGAUCCAACUUGAAACACCCCAGACAAAGAAUGCCCAUUUGUUGGAGAGUAUCUGAUAGGGGAUCCUUUCAUACCUAAGUUAGACUCAACUCUUACGAAGCAAGCGGCAGCAUAAGAGAACAUAAGAGCACUUAGAAAACUUAUUUGGAGGCUCUCUUGGGUGUGGUUUAUAUGGGUGAUGGCUGACACUUGUCGCCGAACAAAUCGGGCACAUGCAUCAACUAUUUUUGGUAAUAGAUUCCGUGCCUCACUUGAAGAUCA